Messenger RNA from Lathyrus oleraceus (garden pea), 944 nucleotides. Its product is annotated as embryo-specific protein ATS3B. The record is from RefSeq and is a predicted model, not a curated record. Bases 142 to 675 code for a protein of 177 amino acids. Gene Ontology annotation, molecular function: protein binding. NCBI's taxonomy places the organism in Eukaryota, Viridiplantae, Streptophyta, Magnoliopsida, Fabales, Fabaceae. The transcript has 3 exons.
UUAAUCGUGGCAUAAAGUGUUAGUUCUCCUUACCAACCAAUUUCAGCUCUAUUGACUCCCGUGAAAACUCGAAAAUUGACCCUUUGUCGUGGCUACGAUAAAACCAGUGAUAGAAACAACCCAUUCUCUACAACAAUAACCAUGAAACCUCUUGCUUCAAUUAUCUUCUUCUCAUUUUCCCUAAUCGCCGUCUUCUCAGAACCAACACCGAUAACCACUCAUUCUGAUCAACCUCAAGCUAACCAGUCUUUCAACCCCAACCAAAUUCAAACUCAGAAUGCUGGUGGUGGUAACACUUGUGCUUACACGGUGACUAUAAAGACAAGCUGCAAAUCUCCAUCUUAUACCAGAGAUCGAAUCAGUCUUUCUUUUGGCGAUGCUUAUGGAUAUCAGGUUUAUGUUCCAAGAUUGGAUGAUCCUAGUUCAAGGACAUUUGAGAGGUGCUCUACAGACACAUUUCAUGUAAACGGACCAUGUACGUACCAAUUAUGCUAUCUGUAUUUAUACAGAACAGGAAGGGAUGGCUGGAAACCAGAGAGUGUCACGGUAUCUACCUUUAACUACCCGCCUGCUACUUUCUACUACAAUACUUUCAUUCCUAAUGGUAUUUGGUAUGGUUUCGAUAACUGCCGUAGUUACUUACCUUCCACCACUGCUGCAGCAGCAGCAAUCUAGUCGACCUUCUUAGCCCGUGGGCCGAGGAAUAAAUAAUGAUAGUUUCUUCUUACUCCGACAUUUAUCAAAUACGCGACAAAUUGCGUGUUUUGAGAAAUGUUGGAGACGGGAAGAAAUUAUCGGAAAUAAUAUGGUUGCAGUCCUACUGUGAAACCCUAUGUUAUGUGUGGGCCUUGUAUAAGCCCUUCAUGAGGGGUUUUUGAUAUAUGUUUCUAGGUUUUACUGUCUGUAUUAUUAUUCCAGAUUAUAUACUAUGUCAUAUUUUGAGA